Molecule: messenger RNA, 4349 nt
Organism: Gloeophyllum trabeum ATCC 11539
Lineage: Eukaryota; Fungi; Basidiomycota; Agaricomycetes; Gloeophyllales; Gloeophyllaceae
Exons: 12
Coding region: 1-3699 (1232 amino acids)
Biological process (GO): protein deubiquitination
Molecular function (GO): cysteine-type deubiquitinase activity
Source: RefSeq, a predicted model, not a curated record
AUGCAGAAUGGAUCGGCGAGGACUUUCGAGCCGCUCACUGUCGCCGAAAUUAAGGAGCGGGCGAAGGAACAGUCUCACAAGGUCUCGCGAGGAGUUACCGCUAUUUCGCUGAUCAAGGCCGCCCGUACUCAGGUCGCUGCGGCGCGGGUUCACGAAGGCGCAGGAGAUCUGAGGGCGGCGCUGAGCGCCUACACGAAAGCCGCGAGCCUUGCUCAGAUGUUCAUGGAGUCGGCAGAGUUCCAGCAGGAGGCUCAUGGGCGGAAGGGUGUCCUGUUCAAGGAGCUCAUGGACUUCCAACAGAAUGAUGGAAGCACCCUCAAGGAGGAGAUGCAGAGAGUCGAGGAGAAGUUACGCGAGAUAGAGAAGUCAUCCGUCAGGGAGAACGGCGUUACCUUCAAUGGAACGAAGGAGGACGAGAACGGUCCUGUCUCAAAGGCUGGGGGCAGUAUAGCAGACCGUAUCCGCGCGUUGCAAAAUGCAGGCCUAAGCGAUAAUACCACUCCCACCGCUAACAAACGCCUCUCUCGUGAUGCCGCAGUGCUCCCCUUGACACCCCCGCUGUCAUCUGACUCGUUGCGAAAUAUUCGUGCUACGCCCCUCCCCUCGCCGCCUCUCCAGCUUUCUUCCUCCAGCUCCGCGACAUAUACACCCGCACCCCUUAGUGCUCUGACCCUCCCCUCUCUACAGCAGUCCAGCUCUGCCUCGCCCCUUUCUUCAUCUGGCGGCUCGCAGCACAUGUUCGUCAACCCCUCGAGCCUUGGCCCGCCCUCUCCCACCUCUUCGACAUCCUCGUCGCCGCGCGCCUCCCAUCUCAAUCUUGCCGAGUUCGCACAAGCCUUUCCCUCCAUUGACGAGUUAGACGAGAGCAUGAACGGGCUGGCCAUCUCUUCCGAGCCGACCGGAGGUGCAGGCAGCAGCUCUAGCUCCAGUAAGCUCUCCGCCCUCGAUAUUAAGGCAGAUGCACCUCUAGUCUCCCCUACUGCGAUCAGCGCCUCUUCUCGCUUCCCCCCUAUGCUCCCGAUCGACCCAGGACCGCGCCCAUCGAGUACUCCUAUCAAGCCGUCAAUUGACACGUUCGCGAGCAGGCCCGCGAGCCCCGCACUUGGGACCGGCAGGUCGCCCAUGUCCCCCACCGUUCCCCGCAAGCCGUCGAACCUGUCUCUCAGCGGUUCUCCGCUGUCCGGAAGGUCUCCAAUAUUGCCGACUUCGUCGGGCUCCUCUGGACACGCUAAUGCGAGCGGGCAGGACAAGCCGGAUAUUCCGCACACGAACUCGAUUGAGCCGAGGACGCUGCAUGAGUAUCUGUCUCAGUCUGGCAUCAAAGUCUUGCUGCUGGACUUACGCACUCGGGAAGCGUUUGAAAAGGAACGGAUCAAGGCAGCGGCUGUCGUUUGCCUGGAGCCGUCGGUCCUUCAGCGAGAGAAUGUCUCGGCGGAGACCAUCGAGGACUCUCUUUCGAUUGCCCCUCGGUCUGAAAGUAUGCUCUUCGCUAAUCGCGACAAGUUCGAACUGGUCGUGCUCUACGAUGAUGCGUCGGAAUCUUAUGGCCUUCAAAACUCACCUUUCAAUAAGCUUGUGGGCGCGAUAUACGAGCGGGCGUUCAAGAAAAUGCUGAGGAAGAUGCCAGUACUCCUAGUGGGUGGGCUGCAAGCCUGGAAGGCAGCUUAUCCAGAGGACGUCGUCUCCGGGGGCGGAAGUGGCAGUGGCAUGAAACUCUCGUCCUCAUCGUCCGAGGCAAGGAGUCUUUCCACGACGAAUGGCGUUAGUCCCAAUGGUGUGACAAUGAACGGCGCCGGCGGCGGUCUCAUUUCUCUCCCUACUACUCCUCGACCUCUACCAGAGACGCCCAAUUACUUAGUGAGCAGGCCCAGGGCUGGUACGGAUCACGCGAAGGCCAUGCCGUCGGAUUCGAGGUCUUCGCCGUCUGUGCCUGCUUCUCAGAUGCCUGUGUCUAUAGGCAGAAAGAGAUCCGGGACUGACUAUCAGGCAAUGGCAUCAGGGAGUAAGCCGCCUAUGAAUGGCACCGAGGAUCAGAUUCUGUCUUCGACUGCGACUUCUCCUACGAGGGGCUUGGCGAGAAAGCCCGCGAUGGUGAGACCGCCUUCCAGCCCGCACAUACCGAGUUCCAUCGGUCGGCCGUUAUACGAGAAUGCUGCGGGCCAGCAUGUACCCCCGUCAUCUCCUCCCCUUGUGAACGGCACCACACCUAUACAGUAUCCCUCGUUCUCCCGACCAAUGCCCUCUGCUCCAGUGGCGGGUUCUUCCUAUAAUGCCGGCGGUAACUACGGUAUGGUGUCGAUGCCUCCUCAAGCCUCCAUCAAUCCCUCGCCUCUCUCACGGCGUCGCAGCGAUUACAUUGAUCAGUCGCAAGAAGCGUUGUCCGGCCUCAACGGCCGAGCAUCCAUAGACUACCCUAACUUAUCUUCCCAGCACAUCAUCCGUCCUCCGCCGGCCGCUGCGUCUCCUGGGCUGGAGAGGCAGGACAAUCGCCCACGUGUUAUGCAGCAUACUCAUUCGUUCUCCGUUCCUGCCGCUGGCCCUGCACCGCCCACGAUCAAAUCGGAAUAUCCAGUGACCUACUGGUCGGACGUCCAGAUCGGCACUUCAGGACUAAAGAACCUCGGUAACACUUGUUAUAUGAAUUCCACGAUUCAGUGCUUGAGCGCCACCGUGCCGUUUGCGCGCUUCUUUACUGAUGGAAGAUGGAAGAGCGCUAUCAAUAUGGUUAACCCGAUGGGAUCUAAAGGCAACCUAACAGCAGCAUUUGCCAGCAUUCUUCACGAAAUGUGGCAUGGUGAAAUGCCUUAUAUCUCUCCGCUUCAGUUCCGACGUUCAAUCUGUUCACAUGCAAGCCAAUUUGAGGGGAACGAUCAACACGAUUCUCAAGAGUUCCUGACCUUCCUGCUCGAUGGUCUUCAUGAAGAUCUCAAUAGGAUCCUCCAGAAGCCUAGCAUUGAACCAUCGCCAGAGCGAGAAGCGGAGCUGGAGCGCUUACCGCAGCAGAUUGCCGGCGCUCAGGAGUGGAAAAUAUACCGUAUGCGAGACGACAGCUUGGUAGUUGACUUCUUCCAAGGCCAAUUCCGAAACCGUAUGGAAUGUCUGACGUGCCAUAAGACGUCUACGACAUAUAACACUUUCAUGUCUCUCUCUCUGCCAAUACCCACAGGCCGCUCAGCUUCGAAAGUUACCCUAAUGCAAUGCUUAGAUGCCUUCGUCAAGGAGGAAGUCAUGGAGAACUCGGAUGCCUGGAACUGUCCUAACUGUAAAACCCUGCGCCGGGCAACCAAGCGAUUAUCUCUGUCGCGACUCCCGCCUGUGCUCAUCAUCCACCUCAAGCGUUUCUCCUUCAAAGGGCCGUUCACCGACAAAAUCGAGUCAUUCGUCGAUUUCCCUUUGAGAAAUCUGGACCUGACCAACUACAUGCCCCCUCCCUUGCCGCCCGGGGUAGACAAGUCCCAGAUGGACGGUGGCCAGCAUCUGUCCCGCGACGAUCCUCGUGUUCAGCUUCCCCCCUAUAAGUACGAUCUGUACGGUGUUACAAACCAUUUCGGAAGUCUCAGUAGUGGCCAUUAUACCGCGUUUAUCGCUUCACGGGGUGGCUGGUUGUACUGCGAUGACAGCCGAGUCACGACGGCCGAUCCAAAAGAGGUUGUGGGUAAACCAGCAUAUGUAUUAUAUUACAAGAGAGUCAAGGCAUAGAUUACGAUCUUCUUAUUUCCGUUCAUGUUUUGUUGUCGUUGCAUAUUGUAUUUCUCCCCAAUCUCCUUCUAUCUCUUACAAUUAUCAUUACAACAGGACCUGUAAUCUUAUAUCCGCAUCUAUGCUAUGACACCGUACAAGGCUUAUCAUCGGCUCCCCUUUCUUGGAAAUAACACCUAUGACACACAAAGUCGCUCCUGAACGGAUAGAAGAGCGGCGCAAAUUCAGUACCGCAUUUGAAGCAAUGCGGCUCUGGUCCGGACUUGGCGGCGACGUGGCCUUCUGUGGGACGAAUGUUCAGGAUGCUGUCCAGUCGCUUGGCCUUACGAAGAAGGCCAUGAGACUGUGCAACCUGAACUUGUUUGUAAUUGCUACAGUAGACUUGGAGGGCAGUCUCCCCCGAAUCGUUCAUAUCGCAGAUCUCGUAGAUAAUGCGCUUGCUAGUAUUCGCAUGCUCUUUGCAGGAUAUGAUGGGGUUCAUGCUUCCGGUCUCUUCUCGAAAGUUAACGACAGUCAUGAGCUCUCUCCGGGUGCUCUUGACCGGCUGGAUUUCGAAGCCGAAUUUGUAACCAUUUUGCCAGGCACAGGAGAUAUGGAACUCCUUGGGACAAUCAGCACAGCGCACAACAGCGCCCCCGCUUUGCUCGCAU